AUGUACAGGAGUCUCAGGGCAGCAGUUGCAGGUAACCCCACCCCGCUACAUGCAGAAGCUUUGGCGGAGGAGCCCACUGCAGACGGAGGACCGCGGUGGGAGCUAGGGCAUCUGGCUGGAGUCCACCGUCCGCCAUUAAGAUGGCGUCCAGCCGCCAGAGUACCACACGAGCGGAAAGAUGGUGCCUGCCAGUGUUCGACCCACAGAACACGUCAGCCUGCCUCCAAAUGUCUGUCAAAUCAGAACUUGUCCUUCAGUUCGAUGCUCCAAGACCAGCAAAUGAGCCUCUCCCACAAAGACUAUCGGCCGCUUGGCGCUGGUCCUGAGGCAGAGAUUGUUAACAUCACUGUAUCUCCACUAGAAGCUAUGCUAAGGUACUUGGGUGGAGGGGGCCCUGUCGUCUCAACUCUUCAUCCUCUGGCCUCAGACUUGGCCCCAUCAAGGCUGGUCUCAUGUGUCUUCUCUAGCCGACGCCGUCAUCCUGAGGAACUGAGUCCUGUUCCUGAACCUGGGGUCCCCCUGGAGUUUUUCACCUCCAUCUUAUCAUCGCCUCAGCAAGGGUCUCCCUUUAUCAUCAUCUCCCCUCCUGACAUCGCGUUCCACCUGCCUGUUAACAUCUCCUGGGCAGCCCAGCCCGCCCGCCCCUUCCCCGCCGGAGCCGCUAGCUCCUUUCCGCGCCCGCCCUCCCGCCCGCCCGCCUGCCCGCGCCCGGCCCCGGAGACCACGAGGUUCCGCAUCUAUAAGCGGAAGGUGCUGAUCUUGACGCUCGUGGUGGCCGCCUGCGGCUUCGUCCUCUGGAGCAGCAAUGGGCGACAAAGGAAGAACGAGGCCCUCGCCCCGCCGCUGCUGGACGCCGAUCCCGCGCGGGGUGCGGGCGCCCGGGCCGGGGACCAUCUCGCCGUGUCGGUGGGCAUCCGCCAGGGCUCCAACGAGUCGGCGGCUCCGCUGGUCGCCGCGGCCCCGCAGCCCGAGGUGGACAAUCUGACGCUGCGGUACCGGUCCCUAGUGUACCAGCUGAACUUUGACCAGACGCUGAGGAAUGUAGAUAAGGCCGGCUCCUGGACCCCCCGAGAGCUGGCGCUGGUGGUCCAGGUGCACAACCGGCCCGAAUACCUCAAACUGCUGCUGGACUCACUUUGAAAAGCCCAGGGAGUCGACGACGUCCUCGUCAUCUUUAGCCAUGACUUCUGGUCGACCGAAAUCAAUCAGCUGAUUGCUGGGGUAGAUUUCUGUCCAGUUCUGCAGGUGUUCUUUCCUUUCAGCAUUCAGUUGUACCCUAACGAGUUCCCGGGCACUGACCCUAGAGAUUGCCCCAGAGACGUGGAGAAGAAUGCAGCUUUGCGGAUGAGAUGCAUUAACGCUGAAUAUCCCGACUCCUUCGGCCAUUAUAGAGAGGCCAAGUUCUCCCAAACCAAACACCACUGGUGGUGGAAGCUGCAUUUUGUAUGGGAGAGGGUCAAAGUCCUUCGAGACUAUGCUGGCCUCAUACUUUUCCUAGAGGAGGAUCACUACUUAGCCCCAGACUUUUACCAUGUCUUCAAAAAGAUGUGGAAAUUAAAGCAGCUAGAGUGCCCCGAGUGUGAUGUUCUCUCCCUGGGGACCUAUACUGCCAUUCGAAAUUUCUAUGACGUGGCUGACAAGGUAGAUGUGAAAACGUGGAAAUCCACAGAGCACAAUAUGGGUCUGGCCCUGACCCGGGAAGCCUAUCAGAAGCUGAUUGAGUGCACAGACACUUUCUGUACUUAUGAUGAUUAUAACUGGGACUGGACCCUUCAAUAUUUGACUGUAUCUUGUCUUCCAAAAUUCUGGAAAGUGCUGGUUCCUCAAGUUCCUAGGAUUUUUCAUGCUGGAGACUGUGGUAUGCAUCACCAAAAAACUUGUAGACCAGCCACCCAGAGUGCCCAACUUGAGUCACUCUUAAAUAAUAACAAACAGUACCUGUUUCCAGAAACUCUAACUAUCAGUGAGAAGUUUAUGACAGCCCUUUCCCCACCUAGGAAAAAUGGAGGGUGGGGAGAUAUUAGGGACCAUGAACUCUGUAAAAGUUAUAGAAGACUGCAGUAAGAAAAAAAACAAAACAAAAUCAGAAUUAUAAAAGCAAAAGUAGUAACAGUCUUCUAUUUUUGAUAUUUGUUCAAAUAGGAUAUACAAUUGAAUAAAAAGGUUUAGGAAC
Dama dama (fallow deer) is the source of this 2173-nucleotide messenger RNA. Its product is annotated as alpha-1,6-mannosyl-glycoprotein 2-beta-N-acetylglucosaminyltransferase-like. The transcript is spliced from 5 exons. Gene Ontology annotation, cellular component: Golgi membrane; Golgi stack. Lineage: Eukaryota; Metazoa; Chordata; Mammalia; Artiodactyla; Cervidae. Gene Ontology annotation, biological process: oligosaccharide biosynthetic process; protein N-linked glycosylation. The record is from RefSeq and is a predicted model, not a curated record. Gene Ontology annotation, molecular function: alpha-1,6-mannosylglycoprotein 2-beta-N-acetylglucosaminyltransferase activity.